AUGGAGCCUAGCAAUGGUGAUACAGUAUUUCCGGAUCAGAACAAACCCAUAUGGAUGAUUGGUUAUGUCAUGUUUUCUCUAGGGUCAGGGAUAGGUUUACGUGCUUUGAUUUGGUGGAAGCUUCACUCAAUGAGUGGAAGGAGCUAUUGUCCGUCACCACCAAGGGGUUAUGGAUGGAGGGGUCUCUGCCAUGAUUUCAGCAAAGAAGACGACGGUGAUGAUGCGGCAGUCUACAUUUGUCUUCCAUCAUGCUUCUCAUCCUUGGAGCAACAAUCGUUUCUAAUCUGGAUGCUCUGUUUCCUGAGACAGUUUAGAGGCUCCAUACGGAAGUCUGACUACUUUGCGCUUCAAUGA
Molecule: messenger RNA, 354 nt
Organism: Microthlaspi erraticum
Lineage: Eukaryota; Viridiplantae; Streptophyta; Magnoliopsida; Brassicales; Brassicaceae
Source: the annotation of a GenBank genome assembly